CUUAAAGGACAUGAACUUUACUUUGAACAAGAGUUCAGGGAUGCAGUUCAUCUCCGCUAUGAUUGGCAUAUAGCUGACACGCCCUCUACUUGUGUGUGAGAUACUUUUACGGUGGAUCACGCCAUGGUAUGUAGACGAGGAGGAUUUAUCAUCCAGAGGCAUAACGAGCUGCGUGACCUUGAGGCGGACAUGCUAAACAUGGUUUGUCAUGAUGUACAAGUGGAACCCGUGCUACAGGCGUUGACAGGAGAAGUAUCGACGAGAGGUACCAACCGAGCACCAGAUGCCCGACUGGAUGUUCAUGCGCGUGGGUUUUGGGAUAGGCAGGGCUCUGCCUUUUUUGAUGUAAGGGUUUGUCACCCCAACGCAGAGUCCUACAAAGAUCUCAGUAUCCAACAGAUCUACCGUCAGCACGAAAACGAGAAAAAGAGACUACAGCAAUAGGGUUCUAAAAGUAGAGCAGGGUGUUUACCACCACUGGCGGCAUGGCCGACGAGUGUCUACGGUAUCAUAGUAGACUAGCGGAGCUUGUAUCACUCAAGGUGUUUACCACCACUGGCGGCAUGGCUGACGAGUGUCUACGGUAUCAUAGUAGACUAGCGGAGCUUGUAUCACUCAAGGUGUUUACCACCACUGGCGGCAUGGCUGACGAGUGUCUACGGUAUCAUAGUAGACUAGCGGAGCUUGUAUCACUCAAGGUGUUUACCACCACUGGCGGCAUGGCCGACGAGUGUCUACGGUAUCAUAGUAGACUAGCCGAUCUUGUAUCACUCAAGGUGUUUACCACCACUGGCGGCAUGGCUGACGAGUGUCUACGGUAUCAUAGUAGACUAGCGGAGCUUGUAUCACUCAAGGUGUUUACCACCACUGGCGGCAUGGCCGACGAGUGUCUACUGUAUCAUAGUAGACUAGCGGAGCUUGUAUCACUCAAGGUGUUUACCACCACUGGCGGCAUGGCUGACGAGUGUCUACGGUAUCAUAGUAGACUAGCGGAGCUUGUAUCACUCAAGGUGUUUACCACCACUGGCGGCAUGGCUGACGAGUGUCUACGGUAUCAUAGUAGACUAGCGGAGCUUGUAUCACUCAAGGUGUUUACCACCACUGGCGGCAUGGCUGACGAGUGUCUACGGGAUCAUAGUAGACUAGCGGAGCUUGUAUCACUCAAGGUGUUUACCACCACUGGCGGCAUGGCUGACGAGUGUCUACGGGAUCAUAGUAGACUAGCGGAGCUUGUAUCACUCAAGGGUUUACCACCACUGGCGGCAUGGCUGACGAGUGUCUACGGGAUCAUAGUAGACUAGCGGAGCUUGUAUCACUCAAGGGUUUACCACCACUGGCGGCAUGGCUAACGAGUGUCUACGGUAUCAUAGUAGACUAGCGGAGCUUGUAUCACUCAAGGUGUUUACCACCACUGGCGGCAUGGCUGACGAGUGUCUACGGUAUCAUAGUAGACUAGCGGAGCUUGUAUCACUCAAGGUGUUUACCACCACUGGCGGCAUGGCCGACGAGUGUCUACGGUAUCAUAGUAGACUAGCAGAGCUUGUAUCACUCAAGGUGUUUACCACCACUGGCGGCAUGGCUGACGAGUGUCUACGGUAUCAUAGUAGACUAGCGGAGCUUGUAUCACUCAAGGGUUUACCACCACUGGCAGCAUGGCUGACGAGUGUCUACGGUAUCAUAGUAGACUAGCGGAGCUUGUAUCACUCAAGGUGUUUACCACCACUGGCGGCAUGGCUGACGAGUGUCUACGGUAUCAUAGUAGACUAGCGGAGCUUGUAUCACUCAAGGUGUUUACCACCACUGGCGGUAUGGCUGACGAGUGUCUACGGUAUCAUAGUAGACUAGCGGAGCUUGUAUCACUCAAGGGUUUACCACCACUGGCGGCAUGGCUGACGAGUGUCUACGGUAUCAUAGUAGACUAGCGGAGCUUGUAUCACUCAAGGUGUUUACCACCACUGGCGGCAUGGCUGACGAGUGUCUACGGUAUCAUAGUAGACUAGCGGAGCUUGUAUCACUCAAGAAAGGAGAGAACUACAGCACAGCAAUCUCGUGGAUACGUUCUAAAGUGUCCUUCGCUUUAUUAAGGGCCGCUCUGCUUUGUUUAAGAGGAUCACGCACUACAGGGCGCCGUGUUCCUUUGGACUUGGAACAGCGAGACUUUGAAAUC
This is a messenger RNA of Nematostella vectensis (starlet sea anemone), 2167 nucleotides long. RefSeq lists its product as uncharacterized. NCBI's taxonomy places the organism in Eukaryota, Metazoa, Cnidaria, Anthozoa, Actiniaria, Edwardsiidae. The coding region runs from base 486 to 1301 and encodes 271 amino acids. The record is from RefSeq and is a predicted model, not a curated record. The transcript has 2 exons.